This is a messenger RNA of Peromyscus californicus insignis, 648 nucleotides long. Its product is annotated as zinc finger protein 45-like. The record is from RefSeq and is a predicted model, not a curated record. Lineage: Eukaryota; Metazoa; Chordata; Mammalia; Rodentia; Cricetidae.
UGUGGGAAGAGCUUCCGACGGAGUUCAGAUUUUAAUGUUCAUUGUAGAAUCCAUACAGGAGAGAAACCCUAUAAAUGUGAGAAAGCCUUCAGUCAGUCCUCAAGUCUUCAGGUGCAUCAGAGAGUCCACACGGAGAAACCGUAUCAGUGUGUGGUAUGUGGGAAGGGCUUCAGUGCAGGGUCACAACUUCAAGCCCACCAGAGGUCCCACACUGGAGAAAGACCCUAUCAAUGUGAGGAGUGUGGAAAAGGUUUCUGUCGGGCAUCCAAUUUUCUCGCUCACCGUGGAGUCCACACAGGAGAAAAACCAUUCCCAUGUGACCUGUGUGGAAAACGCUUCCGGCAGAGGUCCUACCUCCAAGCCCACCAGAGGGUCCACACUGGAGAGAAACCGUACAAGUGUGACGAGUGUGGGAAAGUCUUUAGCUGGAGCUCAUACCUUCAAGCCCACCAGAGGGUUCACACUGGAGAGAAACCUUUCAAGUGUGAGGCUUAUGGGAAAGGGUUCAGCUGGAGCUCCGGUCUCCUGGUUCACCAGCGAGCCCAUGCUAAGGAUGAAUGUGGUAAGGGCCUUUCUUCAUCUGAGGAUUCAUACAGGAAAUAAGCUCUACAAACUUCAUAUUUCAAGAGGAUGCUGAACUCUCUGAUC